Calypte anna (Anna's hummingbird) is the source of this 1450-nucleotide messenger RNA. RefSeq names its product basal body orientation factor 1 (gene BBOF1). The record is from RefSeq and is a predicted model, not a curated record. NCBI's taxonomy places the organism in Eukaryota, Metazoa, Chordata, Aves, Apodiformes, Trochilidae.
GGGCGGCGGUCCCUCUGCCGCAGCGUCUCCUUCUCCUCCUCCUGCGGGCCGGCGGCGGCGAAGCAGGCAGGCCGGGUGCCUAAGGAUGAGCGCUGCCGAGUCGACGCGGCGCUAACGGGAGGCUCAACUGCCGGCCACCGAGCGUACCGGGCGAGUACCGCGGAGCCACCCCCUGUUCCGUCCAGGAGCAGCGCAGAGCUGCAGCGGCGGCAGCGGGAGGCGGCGGAGCAGAUUGAGAAACUGAAGCAGGAGCUGAUCUAUUUGAAACAUCGGAGCGCAAAGAAGACGCUGCAGCUGACAGACUACUAUGCCCAACAAAUAAAAGAACUGGAAAUGAAAUUUCAGAAAAAAGUCAGAGAAUUUGGCCAAAUUAAAUUAGAACCAAAAUCAGUAAAGGAGAUCUGCAGGGAGAAAAGAUCUAUGGAAAAAGAGCUGGAAGAUAAAAGACCAGGAGAAGAUGUUGAGGAAAAGCAAAUAAUGAUGACAGAGACCACCCAGAAUGAGGAUAUUUUGCAGCUAAACAGCACUGAGAGAGAGGUGUUUAAGGAAAAUGUUUGUCUUCACAGUGAAUUUGCUACCCAGCUCAAAGAAAUAAUGGAAUUGCAGAAAAUCAAACAGAAGUUAGAAGAGGAAAACACUCUUCUGUUACAGGAGAAGGAAACCAAUGAGGGUUUGAUUCAAAAAAAGAGCCUACAGAUCAAUGCCAGAAAGCAGAAAAUUGAAGAUCUGCAGCACAAAGUGGAAAAGCUGGAGAUGGCCUUAUAUCGCAUGAAAGAAUCUGUGAGAGAGGCCCAGAAAACACAGCAUCAGGUGCUGAUAGAAAACCAGGCAAGCAUGGUGGAGAUCAGAAAACUGCAGCAGCUACUAGAGAUGAAGGAUCGGGAGAUGAACCGAGUGAAGAAACUAGCGAAUAUCAUAAAUGAGAGAACUGAGGUGGAAAGGUUCUUCCUAGAUGCUCUGGAACACGUGAAACAGGAGAUCGUAUCCAAUAGAAAGCAGUAUAAGAAAAAAGCCCAAACUGCCUAUUACAAAAAAAUGAUGGAGGCAUGUGCAGGGAAGGAAGAAUUUCCCAAAAUCAAAACAUUCAAAAGCAACAUAAAUAGCACAAAUAGUGUAUACAGAGACCUAGAAGAAGCAGAAAAACACUACUGGGAAAAGAAACAGUUUAAAAAAGUGGAUAUCAGUGAGCUGACAUGGGAACAAAAAGAACAUGUUCUGCGAUUGCUUUUUGCCAAAAUGAAUGGCAGAAGUCCAUGGAAACACACCAGAGUUUCGCCUACUUCAGUUCCAGCUCCUGAUGAUACUAAAGAUGAAAGCAGAAUUGGGUGCUUGAAUGAGUUCCCUGCAGAUCCUUCAUGGCUGCAUCAUCUUCCAAGAAACAGGAAUAAAAGUGCAAGCUCUUCGGCUCCAAAUGCAGAUUUUUAAAAAUGGGUACACCAAAUCUCCUCCU